Stereum hirsutum FP-91666 SS1 is the source of this 525-nucleotide messenger RNA. RefSeq lists its product as uncharacterized. The transcript has a single exon. The record is from RefSeq and is a predicted model, not a curated record. Lineage: Eukaryota; Fungi; Basidiomycota; Agaricomycetes; Russulales; Stereaceae. The annotation marks the transcript as partial.
CCGAAACUUUAUUCAUACUGUGCAGACCAAGUCGACCAGCUUCUUUCGCACCCGGCGCAUGAAGAGCUUGAGCGACCUUUUGCAAACUCUGUCUACACCACCUUCACCGCAAACAUGGGACCGAAAUCAGCAAUGUUCAAGCACGUCGACUCGCAGAACGAUGCACAUGUCUGGUGUGCCAUAACGAAUGGUGGACGGUUCGACUUCAAGAAGGGUGGUCAUAUGGUUCUGUAUGAUUUGAAGUUGAUCAUUGAGUUUCCUCCUGGAUGUACCGCAAUCCUCCCCUCCGCCUCAGUGUAUCACGGUAACACCGCCAUCGGUCCAGAAGAGAGCCGCUAUUCUCUUACCCAAUACAUCAAUGGAGCGGUGUCUCGAUGGAUCCGGCAUGGAUUCAGGCCUGCGAGUGCUUUGACCCGUGCCGAUCGGGAGCGUCUCGAUGGUAGUGCUGAAGAUCGAUGUGAGACUGUGCUGGGUAUGUUCUCGAAUGUUGAUGAACUUGUGAAGGAUCGUGAAUGUCUCAUGUAG